AUGGUGCUACAAGGAUGCUCACAAUCAAUAUCCACCGGUUCAAUACCAAUGAAGACAACGUCAACAUACGUAUCGGAAAUGGUUUCGUCUCUCAACACCUAUGAACAAACAAAUGUACACAUUAUUUUACAUUUGACUCAUUUUAAUCCUCCUUCAGUUUACAUGAUGGAGAUACAAACUGCUGCAUCAGUUGUGGAAUCUGAUGUGACGAUACAAACAACAAAAGAUGAGUACAAAGAAUGUACCAUAUGCAUGGACAUAAUUUCAGAGGGUCAAAAUAUGAAUUCAUUGCAAUGUGGUCACAUAUAUCAUCAUGAAUGCAUCACUAAUUGGGUCAAAAUCAACGAUAGCUGUCCUUUAUGUAGAGAGACAAUCUUUUAA
This is a messenger RNA of Eruca vesicaria subsp. sativa (arugula), 381 nucleotides long. The record is from the annotation of a GenBank genome assembly. Lineage: Eukaryota; Viridiplantae; Streptophyta; Magnoliopsida; Brassicales; Brassicaceae.